Molecule: messenger RNA, 3231 nt
Organism: Paraphaeosphaeria sporulosa
Lineage: Eukaryota; Fungi; Ascomycota; Dothideomycetes; Pleosporales; Didymosphaeriaceae
Exons: 4
Coding region: 1-3231 (1076 amino acids)
Source: RefSeq, a predicted model, not a curated record
AUGGCGAGAACGGUGUCUCAGUCGGCGGGCAUCCUUGCUUGCCUUUGUCAAGUCUCGUGCUGCAGGAACGCUCCGUCUCCAUCUCCAUGGACCUCUGCCCUCGCGUGUCUCGCUGGCCAUGCAAUGAACACGCCGCCGCGCUCCUCUGUCUCGCCAGCCACGGCAGAGGGAGCCAUUCCGAACCGAGCCUCGGGCGACAUGGGGACAUGGCGCCAAGUGCAGCGCACACUGUCAAUUGCGCGUGCAUCCGCUACGCAGCGCUGCAGGCUCCCAAUUGACCCGUCGACGGCAUCCCAGGAGCAAUCCGCGCCGCCAUUGCCCAACCGCGACCUGCGACCCGCGACCCUCGACCAUGCCCAGCGCCUGACCACGCCUGCCUCCAGACCCAUUGCCCGCCGCCGUCUCGUCGCCUCGGUCGCAGCGCAGCGCCUUGUCGCCGCCCGCACAGCCGCUGUGGCUGGUUGCCGGCGAGCAGACCGCGCGCGGCAAGACGCAACCGCACCGGCGGCGACAACGCUCGCGCCGCGCAGAAGCACUCGCGCAAAAGAGUCGGUGAAGCAUGCCCGGCGACUCGUGGGGCGUUUCUUGUUUGCGACAGCCGCUCCACCAGCUGCCCCGUCGCCCAACACCACCACCACUCGUCCUCCCCGUCGUCCCGGCGGCCGUCGCCUCUGGCGGUGCUCGAUUGCGCACCAGCAGUCCGGGCUCGCCACAUUGACGACUCCGGCGCCCGACGCGCCCACCCUGUACCAACGCACGCAGCCCAUCUCUGACGAUACCCACGAUAACGACCCUCCCGCAUUCGAGCCUUAUAUCUCAUCGUUGCAGCAACGCCAGCAGCAGGCUGCCGAGUUCUUCAGGGCCCAGCACAACUACUCGCGAGCCUCGAGUUCCGAGGGCAGCGCCGCCCACACCCUCAGGCGCACCCCGAACAUCGAAGACGUCCGCCAACGGUACCGCACACCGCCAGCCGACCCCGCGCCCGAACCCCAACAGCGCACUGUCCGCUUCGCUGCCGAGUAUUCGCACCUGAGCCCCGGUCCCUCGGACAGCUUUCGCGCCCGCAUUUCAGACCCGCAAUUCGAGCCGCACCCCGCGCUCCGCAUCUCCCAGCGGACUGCGUCUGCGAUCCACUUCGUGCUCGAAGAAGCCAUCCGGACUCCGUAUCCCUUCACCCCAGAUCUCGCCGAGGAGAACGCGUCCAUGGCGGAGUUGACAGCUGGGGGCAACGGCCGCGCUGCCAAUGCCGGCGCGCGCGCUGGUGGACCGUUUCCAGUCACCAAGGAAGACCGCCCCAACAUUGUGACGCCGCAAAUGAUCAUGAACAAUCGUCGCCAGCGAGAAGCGCGGCGAGAGGCUGAGGAGGAGCGAAAGGCGCAAGAGGCACGAGAAGAGCGGAGGAGAAGUGCAGAACGGAGAGCUCAAGCUGCUGGCGUUGCAGGCGCCCCCAUGAAUCCCGAUGCGGGGAUCCAAAGACAACCGCAACCACAGCAAACGUACGACAGCGGCUAUGGCUCGUACGGGCCACAGGGUGCGUCUGCGAGGCAACCUGCACCUCCAGCGGCGGCCACACUGCCACCAUCAGGGCGCGCACAAGAUACAACAUCCGGCGCGCAGUCGAAUAGGCCGCGUGCAAAUUCACAAUCGCAGCAACAGCCUCGUCCUGUUCAGCAACCCUCUACUACACAAGCUGGCUCCUCGCGACGACCACCGCCCGCCCAGCACGCCAGAAACCCCUCUGCUCCUGCUGCGUCAGCGCAGCCUGUUUCCUCUGCCCCUGCAGCUGCGUCGGCCCUUCCAGGUGCUUCUUCCUCCUCCCAGCAGCGCCAGUCUACGGUUUCGACAUUCCCACAUGCCUUUGAACGAUGGGAGACCCUCUCGUCCCAUUGGGAAGGGCUCACUUCCUACUGGAUACGGCGAUUGGAGCAAAAUACAGACGAGGUGCGCGGCGCACCCCUUGCUCAGCAGAUGUCCCGCCAGAUCACGGAUCUCUCUGCUGCAGGCGCAAAUCUAUUUCAUGCUGUCGUCGAGUUGCAACGGCUUCGAGCAUCAUCGGAGCGCAAGUUCCAGCGAUGGUUUUAUGACCAUCGACAAGAACAGGAGCGGGCGCAAGAACGCGAAGCACAGCUCGAGAACACAAUAAGAGAUGAACGUGCCGCCCGAAACCAGGCCGUAGCCGAUAUGGAGCGUCUGUCCACGGAGAAGAGAAAUGCCGAACGAUCUGUGCAGGAGAUGAAGCGUGAACUGCAAAUAUCUAAAGAAGAAGCAAGACGAGCGUGGGAAGAGCUUGGACGACGUGAGCAGGAGGAGCGUGACCGUGUCUUUUCCUUACGAGAAGGCCAACCUACCAUGAUAGGCGGCGUCCAGGUGCUUCCGACGGCCCAAGCCAUGGGAAGGCAUGGCAGCGUCCGUUCGCACGGAGACGAUACGUACGGUGCAAGCUCAGCUAGCCAAGGGAUCGAGCAGCAUUAUUCCUACGAAGAAGGUCAGUCACCGACUGACACAGACCCCUUUACCGAAGGACGGCGGCACGAACCUGAGGCCAAACCGGUCGCCCAGGGCACGUACGUCCCCUCAGGUGCCGGUCCGUCCACUCUAUACCAGCCUGGGUAUUCCCAAGCCCCGGAGCAGCCGCAGAUCCCCGCGCCUCUCCGCCCCCAGCAAGCAUCCAGCGGCCACCAAGGCCCUCCCGCUCCCCAGCAACCAUUCUCCAAAGACCCACGCACCUCCCAACCCGAAGCCUUUUACCAACAGCCCGACGUCUACCUCCACCGCGACUCCGCCGCCUCCCCCGAAGACGAGCGUUCCACCAUCCUUUCCCACCCGGAGGAGGACCCCUCCGACGCCGAAGACGAAUACGCCAUCGACGAAAAUGGAAACUACAUCCUCGACGCCGCAGGCCACCGCGUCCCGUUCCGCGCGCUGCGCCAGCAGCAGCAGCAGGACUCGGACGAUGAAGAUGUGUCCGAGGACCGGCGUAGGGAGCUCGAGCACUUGCAUCGGUACGGGAGUACCGCGACCACGGUGUACGGGAGCACCGCGACGAUGGGGACGGGGUCGGGCGUGAGCCAGGCGCCCGCGGAUUACAGCGGCGAUGGAUAUGGCAGUGAGUGGGUGGGCAUGCGGCAUCACCACCCGACGCGCUUGAGCGAUGUCAUGGAGGAGGAUGAGCGGAGCCGGACGAGUCCGAGUCGCGCGAGCCAGGCUAGUCGGGGCUGGCUGCGUGAUUGA